Messenger RNA from Pseudomyrmex gracilis, 3016 nucleotides. RefSeq lists its product as uncharacterized. The transcript is spliced from 4 exons. NCBI's taxonomy places the organism in Eukaryota, Metazoa, Arthropoda, Insecta, Hymenoptera, Formicidae. The record is from RefSeq and is a predicted model, not a curated record. The coding region runs from base 902 to 2248 and encodes 448 amino acids.
UGACUGUUUAAGUAAUAUAAUAAAUCGCCGUUAUAUACAUAGUGUCGAUUGAGUCAUCGUUUGAUCGGCAUAUCCCGAUGCAGUUAAAGAGUAUUGUCUGCGUCUUGUAUUUGCCGGUUAUAUAUAGAAUUUCUAAUUUCUAUAGUAAUCGAUCACGCGGGAGAAUUGUCAUUAAAUUUUGUAGAAGAUAAUAACCGUUUUUUUAAAACGAACAAGCGAAUAUAUCGGCAUCACUUUAUCAUGUGUGAGACUUAAGCGUAAUGAUUAAUUAAUGUCAGGUAUGACCACUUAUCGAAGGUAACUUAGUUACUUUGUGUUUUUCUUUCCGCAUUGUGUGCAUUUUAUUUCAAUUUAUCUUAAAGUUUUAUUGUUUUGAUUACUGACAACACGUUGUACCGUGCAACAUACUUUUUUGUUUCUGUCACAGUUUUGUAGAAAUACGUCAAAAAGUCUCGUUAAAUUGGCAGUGCACGAAGCGUAGGCAAUUUAAGACUGUGAGAAAUUACGAAUUCUGCUUGUAUACAUGUGAUACGUAUGCGUUUCGCCAGAUUCAAAAUCAACUAGAUCUGAAUGAAGCGCGACUCAAAAUUUUUCACACGAUUUUGUUUUACAUACUUAUUAUCGAUAAAUAAAUAUAUUUAUCGCAUUAGCGGUAAGGUUUUGUAGAUAGCGUGUGAUGGUGCGCAAUAUCAAUUUUAGGAGCGUGUGAGUACACUUUUUGUAAAAAUAAAUACAAAUUAUUAUAACACACGUCUAUUUUAUUUUUAAUCUCACAUAUUUAAAAUGGGUAAUAAAUAUUUAGACAAAAAAUAUUAUAUCAUCCGAAUAAUUAAGAGUUAACUUGUAUCAAGAGUGAACUUGUUCCGUCUAUUGGAAUUUCAAAAGAAACGCAUCUUCUUACAUGGGCUCGCGAAGUUUGCCGGAGCGCGAUUUUAUUUAUUUAUGUCUGGAAGAUGUAUGUUUCGCAAGAUUCUUCCGGUGUAAUAUCAUGCCACGAGCCACGAUAGCGAGAUACAUCAUCCAAUCUAUCAUCCGAUAUGUGAAACAUAAUAUAACUGUGAUGCGAGUAUCGGUAAAAAUAUCUCCGCUCAUGCGACGUAACGUGGUCGGUGUGUUACGUUACUUUGACACAUUCACGUACCUGUUAUAUAUACGUGCACUCUAUUUUAAUAUAUUUGUACAAAGUGUGUUCCAGAAACCGGGCCCUUUCGUUCAAAUUAUAAAUUUUUCUGAAAUAAAAAGAAAUAGCAUUGCUGUAAUCGGUUGUGGCAGCAAUUCCUCUCCAAGUUCAUGCUCAUCCUUGUGUUUGUUGCCGAUAAGAUUAAGUAACGCGUCGUCCGUAGAACAGAAAAACGGAAAUAGUAUCAUCAAGGAUAACAAGACAACCACCAACGGUGUCGAGGUGAACAAAAACGAAGAUCAAAAUAGCGGCUUCGAUGCUAAGGGACAAGCGAAGAAAAAACCAAAUGUUCCUGGGGGCGGACCUCUUUUACAACAAACGGAUAUAUCCAGCAGUCAGUUAGAUUUUUUCAAGAUGCUCGACGAGAAAAUUGAAAGUGGUCCGGAUUACGACGAGAGCCUCGACACAAGUAAUCAAGAGGAUCGAGUAACCAGCUUGCUGCGUCGUUGGGAACUGGCUAGCGUAAAUUGGUCAAGCGUUUCUGACUUGAAUAACAUUUCGUCACCUUCUAAGCAGAGGAGUCGCGUUCUGAGCAGCUCUAGACAGAGCCUCAACGCAAAGGAUCGCGAGGGCAUGAGGAACAUAAUAGGCGGCAGGCCGGAAAGCGCUCCGAUUUUCAUACGUAACGCAAAUCGUAUGGACGGAUUGCAGGACGGCCACCGCUGUCCAUCGCCGAAUAUGCCACGUCACGUGCUUGAAUCUAUUACGCAAAGUCCGACCCAGGGAAUAAAGACGACUACGCCAGUUUGCGCAUCGCCAAUUGGUGUUCGCUACGUACGUGACGGAAAAGAAUGUUCGGCCAUGACCGAACAGCAGCCAAACAAACUUCACUAUACCAGUCAGAAUCCGAUGAACGGCGAGUAUGUAACGCAGCAGGCGCUUUAUCGCGAACAGUAUUUGCAGCAGACCGGCAUAAUCACCGUGACACCUCAAUACUCGACCAGCACGUCUGGUAGCGGCAUUCUUAGGAGCAAUUCGUACGUUCAGCAUUUCCAGAUCGCCCCAAAGCCUCAGCACUUUGCUACGACUACGAGAGAGCGAAGUUUUAAUACUGCACAGAUGACGUGACCAACGGAUUCAAAUCAGCGAUCAUCGAGAUAAGACUGAAAUCUGUGAAAAAAAGUCGGGGAAUAAGGCUACAAGUUUCGACGCGAUAAAGGGUGAUUGGUUUACUACAGAAAGUUGUAAGAAAAAAUCGAACCGUUUUUUCGGCUAAUGAAGUAAAAGAAUGAGACGAACAAAAAUCUGUAAAGAUAAGAACGAUUGCGAAAAGAUAAGAACGCAAUGCAAAUCGUAUAUUCUUCUCUUUCUUGAAUAUAUUCUUCUAUACCUUUAUUCUUGACAAUGCUUUCUAAAGUAUAAACAAAAAAAUAAUAAACGAAAAGAAACAAAACUCUCAAGGAAAUCCGCGUCAUCAAUAAAGGUUUGUCUUUUCUUGCUGCCUAAUAGUUGAAGACAAAAAGAUACAUACGAGAAAAAGAGUAAAAUAUUGGUAUCGUGGAAAUCGCGCGCAAAAUAGAAAUUUUUUGCUGCAAGUGCCAAAAUAUUAAAGCAAUUUGAGUGUUACAAAUAAAAAAAACUCGCUCACUAAAAUUGUUCUAUAUGAUUGACUUGAUAAUUGAUAUAUAAGAGAUACGACUCGAUGUGCAUACGAUAGAAUUAAUUCUUUCGGUUCGUUUUUCCUGAUCUCCCUUUUUACCAAUCGAUGUUUUCGAACAAUGUUUCCACGUUGACUACAAAUAUUGAGUCAUCAAGUAUGAAAUUUGACAAAUAUUUUUUAUAUUUAUGCAUAUAUGUAUAUAUACAGAGUUUCCCAGAAUUGGUGUAACAUCUCUC